AUGUCCAAAGACACUCAAAUAAAUGAACGUACUACCUCAUCAAAUGACCUAUAUUUAGAUGAACCGUGUAUAAAAAAAGAAUUAUAUAGUAAUGAAGUAUUUGGCUUUGGUUCAAUGCAAGGAUGGAGAAAAACAAAUGAAGAUUUUUCGAAAUAUUUAAUGCCAUUCGAUAAUCAUUUAUGGAAAGAUUGGGCUUUUUUUUCUAUAUUUGAUGGUCAUAAUGGAAUUGAAACAGCAAAAAAUGCUGCUCAUCUUAUUGGUAAAUAUCUUUUGGAAUCUUUUAGCAAAUUGCAAUCUAAUAUUGAGAUUGAUAUUGCUCAAUUUAAUGAUAUUGUUAAAAAAACAUUUAUUCAAUUGGAUAAACAUUUACGUGAAUUUGUUCAAGAUAAUAGUGGAUCUGUUUGUAUAGCAUCAUUAAUUGGUCCAAAAAAUAUUUAUUUAAUUAAUAUUGGAGAUUCUCGUGGAAUAAUUAUAUCAAAAGAUGGACACGUUUUAUCAACUACAAAAGAUCAUAAACCAAGUGUUCGAAAAGAACAAGAACGUAUACGUAAAGCAGGAGGUCAUAUAACAAAAUCUGGUAAUGAUGUAUUACGUGUUGAAAAUCAACUUGCAACAACUCGAGCAUUGGGAGAUUAUUCAUUAGAUAAACAUAUUAUACCAGCUUUACCUGAUAUAAUUGAAUAUCCAAGAGAUUCAUCAGCAUCAUAUCUGAUAAUUGCUUCUGAUGGAAUUUGGGAUGUUAUGAAUAAUGAACAAGUUGCAUUAUUUGUUUCUCAACGAGCAUCAAAUUCAAGGUUAGAUCAAAUAAUAUCAGAAUUAUUUGAUCAAUGCUUAAAAGAAGAAUCAUCAGAUAAUAUGACUGCUUAUAUUGUUAAACUAGAUUAA
Messenger RNA from Rotaria sordida, 885 nucleotides. NCBI's taxonomy places the organism in Eukaryota, Metazoa, Rotifera, Eurotatoria, Philodinida, Philodinidae. The record is from the annotation of a GenBank genome assembly.